Messenger RNA from Micromonas pusilla CCMP1545, 1839 nucleotides. RefSeq lists its product as uncharacterized. Bases 38 to 1759 code for a protein of 573 amino acids. The transcript has a single exon. Lineage: Eukaryota; Viridiplantae; Chlorophyta; Mamiellophyceae; Mamiellales; Mamiellaceae. Gene Ontology annotation, cellular component: chloroplast stroma. Gene Ontology annotation, biological process: carotene catabolic process. The record is from RefSeq and is a predicted model, not a curated record. Gene Ontology annotation, molecular function: carotenoid dioxygenase activity.
CGCGCCCCUUCCGCGCGGCACGACGGCGACUUCGCGAAUGGUCGGGUCCUCCGCCGCGCGGGGAAGCGCGGCGCCGCCGCCCGCGGUCGUCGCCGCCGCGCGCGCGUCGUCGUCGCGUCGUCGCGUCGUCGCGCCGUCGUCGUCGCGUCGAGAUCUCCGCGUCAGCUCCUCCGGCGCGCGAGGCGAGCACGCGGUGACCGUCCCGCUGCCGUCGUCCGGCCCUCACGCGCCGCCGAGCGACGUCCGCGACGCCGUGAACGCGUGGCCGUGGCGCGGCGGCCUCGAACCGUGCGGCGACGUCGACGUCGCGCCGCUCCCGGCGGACGCGGUCGAGGGCGUCAUCCCUCCGGAACUCGCGGGAUCGCUCUACCGCGUCGGCCCCGGGCGGAUCCGCCUCGGGACGAAGAAGUACGCCCACUGGUUCGACGGCGACGGCUUCAUCUUCGCGAUCCACCUCGACCCGGAGACGAACACCGCGCGCGCGGGCGCGAAGAUGGUCCGCACGGAGCGAUACGAGAGGCAAGAGGCGAGGGGAGGCGCCGCGGCGAACGCCGUCGCUGUUCGAGGUGCCUGGACCCAAGCCGACUCCGUCUUCGACAACGUCUUCGCGUUCCCGACCAACCCGGGGAACACGUCGCCGAUGUUCCACGCCGGGUCGCUGCUCGUCCUGUGCGAGGGCGGCGCGCCGUACGAGGUGGACGCGACGUCGUUGCGAACGAAAGGCGUCAAGGUGUUCGGCUCGAACCUCCCGAUGGGAUUCAGCGCGCACGCGAAGAGAGACGCGGACGGGACGUUGUACACGUGGGGCCUCGCGAAGCCGCCCGCGAUCGGGAUGAGCGUCGCGAAGAUAACGAAGGACGGCGCCGUGGAGAAGGUGGUGCCGCUGCCGCUGAACGGCCCGGAGAUGACGCUGAUGCACGACGCGGCGAUGAGCGAAAACUACCUCGCCUUCAUCGUGCCGCCGUGGAAGCUGCCGAUGGGCGCGAUGGCCGGCGCGCUGUCCGGCGCGGGCUCGUUCGGGCACGCGUUCCGCUGGGCGGAGGAGGACGCCGCGUGGAUGGUGAUCAUGCGAAAGAGCAACCUGAGCGUCGUCCACGCGACGGAGAUUCCGAGGAUGAGCACGUAUCACUUCGCGACGGCGUACGAACGCGAGAGCGACGGCACCCUCCACGUGCUCGUGAACCGGCUCAUCGGCCCGCGACCGGAGCUCGAGCGCAACUUCUCGGACAUGUACGCCGCGGUGUGGUCCGCGCCCGGGUACAACACGCUGUGCGACUACGUCGUGGACUUGAAAUCCGGGAAGUUGCUGUCGUCGGAGCCGGUGGUGCCGCCAACCGUGGGCGGCGCGCGCGGCGGCGACGCGCGGUCGGGGCAGCUGCCGAUGGAGUUCCCCGUGAUCGCUCGCGCCGCGCGCGGGCGCGCGCCGGAGUACGUGUACACGCUCGGGUUCAGCGGCGGCGGCGCGGGGUACUUCGACGCGAUACAGAAGCUGCGUCUCGGGUCGGGGACGCACGCGACGCGGAUUUCGCCGCCGGGGACGUUUCCGUCGGAGGUGGAGUUCGUCCCGCGCGGGGACGGCUCGGGGGACGAGGACGACGGGUAUCUGCUCUACGUGGAGUACGACGCGAGCGCGCACAAGAGUUCCGUGGUGAUACUCGACGCGAAGGACGUGGAAGGGGACGUCGUGGCGAGGAUACGGCUGCCGUUUCACGUCCCGCACACGUUUCACGGGACGUACAGAGCGAACGCGGCGCUAUGAUCGCGACGCUCCCUUUCGUUCGUUUGUCGCACGCAUACGAACACGAAUACGAGUUCUAAUAAGAGGCUACGUGUCCUUCC